This is a messenger RNA of Tachysurus vachellii, 6346 nucleotides long. It is a transcript of the gene sytl2b, whose product is annotated as synaptotagmin-like 2b. Gene Ontology annotation, molecular function: small GTPase binding; neurexin family protein binding. The transcript is spliced from 19 exons. NCBI's taxonomy places the organism in Eukaryota, Metazoa, Chordata, Actinopteri, Siluriformes, Bagridae. Gene Ontology annotation, biological process: exocytosis; intracellular protein transport. The record is from RefSeq and is a predicted model, not a curated record. The coding region runs from base 205 to 5601 and encodes 1798 amino acids. Gene Ontology annotation, cellular component: exocytic vesicle; plasma membrane.
CACAUACACACACACACACACACACACACACACACACAGCUACUCUGUAAACAUACAGCAGGAUCUUCUCACAGAUGAGCUAAAGAUGGUGCUGUUCAGUGGUGUGUGAUGAAGGAUUAUAAAUGAAGUUGUCUUCCAGAGACGACAUCAUUGCAUGCUUUCCACAUAAGUCCGAAGAGCAUUAAGAGAACCGAACCAAUCAUCAUGAUAGACCUGAGCUACCUGAAUGAGGAGGAGCAGGAGGCCAUUAUGGCAGUGUUGAAGAGGGACGCUGAACUGAAGAAGGCAGAGGAAGAGCGAGUCAAGCAUCUGCAAGAACAAGGCCCUGAGGAGGGCAAACUGAAGUACAUCACAGGGGAGUGGUUUUAUGAGGUAAAGUCUCAGAGACACCAGGACAGAAUUCACGGCUCAGAUAUCAUCAUAGCAUCCAUGAAACAGAAGAAACCUAUGACAGUAGAGUUUUCAACACAGUCAUGGAGAGAUCGACCCAAUAAAUCUAACAAUGAUCUCAUGACACCGCAACCAAAAUCAACAGACAAUCUAAAGGAGAGGAGACCAACAGAGACUCAGCAAGAAAGUCGAAACAGGCAAAGACACAAUCCAUUCAACAAUGUGCCAAUGGAUCUAGAUUUUGAUGUAACAAAUGGACCCUUAGUGCCUGAAACUAAGAAUCCACCAGAUGUGGAUUCUACACUAAAUAAAGAAGGAUCAGAAAUAGACACCAAGACCAAAGUUUUUCACAUUUUACCAGAAAAACCCCCUCGUCAAAAGCCUGUGCCAAAAAAAAGAACGAAAAUUUUUAAUGUCCAGAACUCAGCUGCAGACAGCACCAGCUCUAUCUCCAGCCAGAGUGUGUCUACAAAUACAUCUGUGUCCACACAAAGUGCAUCUACAUGCUCCAGCACCAUGUCCCCUGUGUCCACCCAGAGCAUGUCUACAAACUCUGACAGUAGGUCUACUCUGUCCACUCAGAGCAUGUCUACAAACUCAGAAAUCAGGUCUCUUCCACCAAAAGGUAUCCUCAAACACAGUUCCAGCUGCAGCUCCAGUGACUCCAACAUCAAAAGCCGGCUGCCUCAACCCCGCAAAACCCUCAAUAUUGCUUCCACCAAGACUGGUCAUGAACACAUUCUUGAAGAGAAUGCAGUAACCCAGGAGAGUAUAGAGGAGUCUUCCCUCAAAGACAAAGAACCACUAAAGCCCACUUCACCACAGAAGUCGACCUUUCCAACAUCACGACUGCCAGUUCGAUCCUCAAUGGUGCUGAAUAAUCCAACACAAACAGCUAAAGAGAAGCCAAACAUUCAACCAAGACUGAGUCUGAGUUCCAGCACACAGUCAAAUGAUGAACAAAAAACAGAAGGCAUACUGGAUACUAAGCAACAAUGUGAAAAGAGUUUAAAUUGGUUGAUAUCUGCAGAACCAGAAAAACAAAAUAUAGCUGAUGGAAUGAUAAAGGAACCUCUCUCGAUUCCUAGAGCAAGGGCCAAGUCACCAUAUGAAGCCCUGUUAGCCAAACCAUUAAAGGAGAGCAUAAACCCUCAAAUCAUACUGAAGAACCAAGAGAAAGAGGACAGUAAGGCAUCUAAGAGGGAAAAUGAAACGACAGAAGAAAAAUUGGUCCGUCCUUUAAGCAUUAGAGAUCAACAGGCAUAUGAAGCCAGCAACCCAACUAAUGCAUGUAAUAGGACCGAUCCUUCCUUUGCGGCAUGUGAAAGUGACUACAUGCCAUGUCCGUUUGAUAUGAAGAUAACUAGAGGCACUAACAAUAAGACAGAGAAUCGCACAGGCCCUCUUAUGGCCAACCUCCGUUCUCCCAAAGCUUCUGAAGAACAAGGAGACUCCAUUGCUAAAGUUUUAGAAUGGUUCAGCAGGAGCUCAGACAGCAGUGAUAGACUUGACUGUGAGGGCAUUAUGCCAGACACUGAAGAUGAUAUCAGGAUUGAAGACAUUGACUUUGACACUGAGAUCAAUUCAAGACCCAACGCAGAGAACAAUGUAUACUUGAUCAUUCCAAGACAUAUGCAUGAGGAUAGAGCUAUGACGAGUGAUGUAUUUUUAAACAAGAGUGAUUUAGCAGUAGAGAAAGAUAAGAAAGAGACUUCUAUGAAUUCUCAGGCUGUUCAGGAUCUAAUUGAUCAGACUAAACCACUGAGCACAGAAGAAAUUUCUGCCAUUGGAUCUUCUAGUCUAUUUAGGCACAGAUCACCACAGGACACCAGUAUUAGACUGUUGGAUUCUGAAAAAACAACUCCAAAAGAGAAAGAGCUUGAGAUCACUGACAAAAAAAAGGGAAGUAGAAAUACUGAGAAGACUGGAAUUCUAGACAAUAAUCCCAAUCAACAUGAACUGCAAGGAUUUAAAGCUAGUCACUCACCAAAAAUCGACAAUUUGCAGUCACUGUGGGAACAAGGUACCAUUGAGGAACCAGUGAUGCUACUGAGCAAACCAAACAUAAAUUCUGAAAAGGAAAAUAUUGACCAAAAUAAUUUUGGCAGGAAGGUAAUUGAGUUUAAAGAGGAACCAACCAAAACUGACAUUAGUCCAAAAUAUUCAGUAAAUGAGAACAAAAAAUAUGUGAACAAAUCUCAUGUAAAGAACAUUUCAAAUGUUGGUGAGAUACAAGCUGAUGACAUCACAUAUGAACAUUUAAAUAAAAAAGAAGAUAGCGACAGAGAUAAAUCUAAAGAUAUACAAGCACCAAUGAGCAAUAUAAAUCAGAUAAAAGAUAUAAUGGCUCUAAGUAGCACCUCAGACAAGGAUGGUAACAAAUGUUUGGACCAAAAAUCCUCAUCUUCAAUAGAUUUAAGACUCCAGAUAGGAGAUCACAGCAAUGACAAUGUUGGAGGAAAUGAUAAUAGUAGUGAGGAAGGAUGUGCAACAAUACUAGAGAUGGACCAAAAAAUAAAGACAGAGGAAAAAGAAUCACAACUAAGUCCUACACCAACAUCUAGUGUUCCAUCCCAGCAAGAAAACCCAGUCCCAGUAGCAAAGAAAAGCAUCCAGCAACAAAACAACAAAGCAGAAAGGAUCAAGGAACUCAAAUCAUUUUGGGAAAAAGAGAAAUUGCAAUCAAACAUACGUACGAAAUCAAUGGCAGCAAAUGACACGAACUCAUCUGCGACGUUUACAAAGCUGAAUAAAAGGUUCACCAAAUCAGAAUAUGAUCUAAGUACCAUCAGCACAGAAUCUGAGCCAGAAACUUUUUAUUUUACGGUUCUUCCACUACGAGACAGAAUAGACAAGACAGUCACAGGAGAAGGUAUGAACAGUUUACAGUUUAAGAUGCUCCGUGACUUCUGGGCAGGAUCUAGCAAGCAGUCAUCCAAUUUUGAAAACAAAAUUCAUAAGCAAUUAAGUCAGGAUGGUAAACAAGCAAAAACUUACAAAGAGGUAAGUCAACUUGAACAGGUGGAUACAAAACACUCUUCGAACCAAAAUACGUGCCCAAACCAGGCAGAAAAGGGGUUUGGAAAUGAUAAUAGAAAUACUAUGCCUAUGACUUCAGAGACAGAAAGACAGCUCCAGUCAUUUUCAAAAGAGAAAACUGUUGACAAAAGUCCUGAUAUUGGUACCACAGCUAACUUGCAUAUUUCUCCAACUGAGCCAGAUGUUCUGAGAUCAUCCCAUUGUCCUCAGCCAAAGAGUGGCUUAAAGUUAUCUCCAAAAGAUACAUCAUCUCCUAAAACUCCAGAAUUCCAGCAGCAGACUAGAAGUACUGGCAAAGGAACUUUACAUGGAAGAGGAAAUUCUCUUCGACGUGCCACCAGCAUGUUUGCAAUAAAUACGGAAACUCAAGGUGAAAAUUUACCCUUGCAGUCUAAGAAGGUAUCUGACACAGUCCGCCCACAGCUUGGGAAGAUGCCAGAAAGUACGGUGUUAUCAUCUACAAAAACACCAGAAUUUAAAGAAGUUAAUUUACAGUCCAAAAAAUCUCCAGAAAUCACCAAGAGUAAGCAAAGCGCCACUGACAGAAGCACUUCUGAGGAUCUUGAUUCUCAACCUCUUGCCAGGUCAUUUGUUUCACGAGACAAUCAGCAUUAUCUGGGAAUCACUGAAAACAGAGGCAAGGACAUUUCUCCCCAAGGUACACUGCAGAAGAAGAGUGAAUUAGUGUGCACCUCCUUUCAGACAGACGGUAGUGUGAGGUGCUGUCUUGAGAACGCUGACACUCCCAUAGACGCUGCAGAGCUUCGCACCAGAAGAGGGAGCUGGGGACAUGCAAGUGAAGAUAACCCUGAGACCUUAAAUAGAGUUGAUUCCUUCUCUGGGACAAGUGCAAACUUCACUGAAGUGAGCCUAGUUCAAGAAGCGCUAAGACGGGCAUCCACUAGACCUGUAUACCAUAAAAGCCUUGAAGACAUUACUGCAGUACCUCGACAAAGUAAAAAAAGCAAACACAUGGAUGAUUUCGUGACUAGCAGCUAUGCAAUCUCCAGCACUCCAUCGCCAUCUUCAUCUUCCUUCUCUGAUAAAGAGCACUUGAGGAAAAUCAGCAAAUCGGUUCCCAAUUUCUUGGAGAAUGAGAAUGAUGGAGAUGAGAGUGACUUGGAGUGCAGCUCCCACAGUAGCAAGCACUGGAAGAACAGUCCUCAGGCUAAACUUAAAAGCCACUCUCGCAUGACCGCAGCGCCUUCUAUGAGCAGGAGCAUAAUAAGCAUUUCCAGUGCGGACUUUGGGAAUGUUGAAGUUCAAGGGACGAUCCAGUUUUCAAUCAGCUAUGUCCAGAAGCUAAGGGAGUUUCACAUCUUUGUAGUUCAGUGCCAAAAUCUAGCUGCAGUAGAUGUGAAGAGGAAUCGAUCUGACCCGUAUGUUAAGAGUUACCUUAUACCUGACACUGCCAAUCUGGGAAAAAGAAAAACAUCAGUGAAAAAGAAGAACUUGAACCCAACAUAUAAUGAGAUUCUUAGGUAUAGAGUUCGAAUGGAGUACUUAAAAACCCAGAUCCUUAACCUGUCUGUUUGGCAUAAUGACACAUUUGGUCGCAACAGCUUCCUGGGAGAGACAGAGAUUGACCUUUCCAAGUGGGACUUUGGAAGCCCUUGGAUCAACUGUUUACACCUCAAACCAAGGAACACAAGCAGCAUCCUGUCCACUGAUGAAAGGGGCGAGAUGAGACUGGCCAUACGGUUCUUACCUCACAUCUCCCUUUCAAAAUCGGCCCUAGGCUCAGGUGAAAUUCACAUUUGGGUCAGAGAUUGCAGGAACCUGCCUCUGAUUCGUGGUGUAACAAUAAACCCAUAUGUGAAAUGUUAUGUGCUGCCCGAUACCAGCAAAAAGAGCUGCCAGAAGACACGAGCGUUAAAGAGGACAGCAAGUCCUGUGUUUAACCACACAAUGGUGUAUGAUGGAUUCAGGACAGAGGACCUGAAAGAGGCCUGUGUGGAGCUCACAGUGUGGGACCGCGACCGACUCUCUGAUCACCUGGUAGGAGGACUGAGACUCGGUCUAGGAACAGGGCAGAGUUAUGGCACAAACGUGGACUGGAUGGACUCCGUUGAUAAGGAGGUAGCUUUAUGGCAAAGAAUGAUGGAUUCCCCAAAUGAGUGGGUGGAGGAUGUGUUGCCGUUGCGAAUAAUGACAGUAGCAAAACUUACUUAGAAAUAAUGUUGUUAUAAAAUGCCAAAAUGCAAUAACAUUCUCUCAUUGAGUGCUUUACUGGGUUUCAUUUGAUCUUAAAACAACUUGAAUUCUUUCUGGUGUGGAUUCCACAAGAUUCCUUUGAGAUUCUGGUCCAUGGUGACAUGAUUGCUUCACACAAUCCCUGCAGAGUUUUCAUGUGCACUUUCAAGCUACGAAUCUCCUCUUCUACCACAUCCCAAAGAUGUUCCAUUAGACUUAGAUACAGUUACUGGGAAGGACGCUGAAAAACAUUGAACUCAUUGCCAUGUUAAUGAAUCCAGUUUCAGAGAACUUUUUCUUUGUGACAAUGUGCAUUACCUGGAAAUAGCAGUUAAAAGUUAAAUUGUGGCCAUGAUGGAAUGCACAUGGUCAGCAACAAUACUCUGUGGCAUUCAAGCGAUGAUUGGUUGGAAAUAACAGAACGUCAAAGAAUACAUUCCCUACACCAGGUCAACACCUACUGUAUAUCAGCCUGGACUAUUUACACAAGGCAGGUUGGGUCCAUGGUUUCAUGAUGUUGGCACCAAAUCCUGUCCGUACCAAACAAGGCCAGGAUUCAACCCAGCCAGUAUGUCACCAACAAACAUGCCACAAUCAAAAUAACUUUAGAUCACACUUUCCCCAUUCAUAUGGUUAUUGUGAACAUUGCACUGCCAUAUCAUUGACUGAUAAUUUCAUGAAUGAGCAGGUUUACCAUUGUUUCUAAUAAAGUACUCAGUAACUA